Bactrocera tryoni is the source of this 1472-nucleotide messenger RNA. It is a transcript of the gene rswl, whose product is annotated as mitochondrial ribonuclease P protein 1 homolog. The transcript has 3 exons. Lineage: Eukaryota; Metazoa; Arthropoda; Insecta; Diptera; Tephritidae. The record is from RefSeq and is a predicted model, not a curated record. Bases 59 to 1423 code for a protein of 454 amino acids. Gene Ontology annotation, biological process: positive regulation of mitochondrial translation; mitochondrial tRNA 5'-end processing. Gene Ontology annotation, cellular component: nucleus; mitochondrion; nucleoplasm. Gene Ontology annotation, molecular function: tRNA binding.
GCAUUACACACAUGGAGAUUAUCAAACUUCUUAUUUGUUUAUAAUUUAAAUUAAAAUAAUGUUAAAAUCACUAUUCCGGUUAGCACCUGCUCGUGGCACAUUGCGUCAUCAUCUGCAGCUAUCACAGUGUACAAAUCACAGUCUGCUGUCAACGAAAACCGCUUUUGUUUCGGUCCCAUCGCGUAGCUGUGCCAAAGUAGCGGCGGAUGAGAACACCGAUAAUGAGGCUAAACCCGCUAAAUCCCACUAUAAUCCAUUUACGCAAACACAACCAACAUAUGGAACUGGCGCAAAAGCUGAGCCUCCAGCCAAUAAUGAGGAACGCACCAAACUUCUUAAAGUCUUACAACUCGAAGUCGAUAUAGCACAUCAAGAGGGACGACGCGUACCACCUUUAGAGUCAAUUACCGAUGAGAAGUGGGCACACAUACUUACAUUGCCUUCGAAGUCAGCACGUUACAAGUAUUACAGUUUCUUAUGGCAAGUGGAAGCUAAAAAACAAGCCAAGGAACGUAAAAAAGAAGAACGUGCAGUGCAAGUGCUGGAGCGAAAGGAGGAAAUGCGUAAAGAACGUGAGGAGAAUCAACACAUCAUCUAUGGCUUGGGACAUACAUCACUCUUUUUACGCAUCUACGAUACGACCAUAAAUAAUUUUCAGAAUAACAGAUUGAUACGCGCCAUGCAGUUUUCGCCUAAAAUUGUGCUAGACUGUUCGUACGAUCGACACAUGACGCGCCGAGAGGCACUGAACGCCGCUAAACAACUGAUGUUAUGUUUUGCUGAGAAUCGUGCGCAUGAUGAUCCCUUCGAUUUGCAUUACUGUAACGUGAAUAUAAAUAGCGUAUGCACGAAAGCUCUUAACCGUUACAUACCCACUAUGUUCAAUACAGAGUUUCCGAUGAAUGUGCAUGAAAACUGUUUUACCGAAUUAUUUCCAAAAGAAAAUCUAGUCUAUUUGACACCACAUUGCCGCACAGAUCUGGAAGUGUAUAAUCCCGACAAUGUGUAUAUAGUAGGCGCAAUGGUGGAUACGGUUAAUAAUGAACCGCUAUCGCUAGCCAAAGCGAAACGUUUGGGCUUGCGCAUGGCACGUCUGCCGCUCGAUCGCUAUCUGCAGUGGGGCGCAGGUUCAGGCAAGUCGCUAACGCUUAACCAAAUGGUCAACAUAUUAUUAGACCUGAAGUCUACCAAUGAUUGGACACAAGCCCUGCGGCAUGUACCACGACGCAAGGUAGUUGAUGUAACAGCAGAGGAGUUGCAACAGAAGCGUAUGCUGGAAAAACGUGCCAAGCAGCUGAAUUUCUCUUUAGAUAAUAACUUCAAUGAUAGAGGUUACAAGCAAAACCCUAAAAUAAGAUCAUACAAAAAAGAAUUCAAUUUAGAAACUUGGGGCUCUAAAAAGAAAAACCAAAAUAGCAACUAAUUACAUUUUUGUAAGUUUUUAGUUUAGAAAAAUAUACAUAUUUAAUUGA